Messenger RNA from Penicillium nucicola, 936 nucleotides. RefSeq lists its product as uncharacterized. The transcript has 4 exons. NCBI's taxonomy places the organism in Eukaryota, Fungi, Ascomycota, Eurotiomycetes, Eurotiales, Aspergillaceae. The record is from RefSeq and is a predicted model, not a curated record. Bases 1 to 936 code for a protein of 311 amino acids.
AUGUACGGCGCGUUGGCUCUGCUUUAUAUCAUGGCAAUUUAUGGAGGUAUGGGCCGGCAUAGAGCAGAUAUCGACCCGGCAGCACUCGUUAUUACCCUCAAGUCCCUUCUCUCGGUAGAGAUCAUCUACGGCACUUCUCUAGGCCUAGUAAAGACCUCAAUCGCUCUCUUCUUUGUUCGCAUCUUCGGAGCCAAACGCAGCUUCAAUGUCGCAGUGAUGAUCUCUCUAUUUAUUGUCUGGGCCUGGGUUACCAGUAUCAUUCUCGAAGCCUUCCUGCUCUGUCGGCCGUUCACCCACAAUUGGGACGUCACCGUCAAGGGGACCUGCGGUAAUCGCCCGGCUGCUUUCAUGGUCGCUGGUGUGAUGAACGUGGUCACUGAUUUGAUGGUUAUCGCUUUACCUCUGCCUCAUGUGUGGAAAUUGAAGCUCAAUGUUCAUAAGAAGAUCGGCCUAACCUCCGUGUUUGGUGUUGGUGUUGUCAUCUCCGUCAUCAGUGUCCUUCGUCUCAUCUCAAUCACGAAACUGGACUUCAACGAUCCAACAUAUACCCUCCUUGAUCCUAUCCUCUGGACCGUGCUAGAACCGCAACUAGCAAUUAUCUGUGCCAACAUGCCAUUCUUUAAAACCAUCAUCGCAGCCUUCGCACCUGCGAUGGGAUCAUCCGCUGAUCGCAAGUAUGGCAAUUCAUCCGAAAGAACCUUUAACCGUCUUGGGCCGAAGUCAGGGAACAAUGGGACUUACAGCAUGGACGCACUUGACAGAAAGACACAUACCGUUCAAGUUGGUAACGACUCCGAGUCCAAAUUGGUCAAUGCAGAUGUUGAGUCUGUUAGUUCGGAGGAGCAGCGUUUGGCUUCUAAUGUCGGACCUUAUGGUAUUAGUGUUACUCAGAAGUUUGAUGUGCACUAUGAGAACUCCAGUUUGCGAAAGCAAUGA